AUGGAUAGAAGUUGGAUGUCAAUUCGAGAUAGAACUGCUGAAGACUAUGUAAAUGGAAUUGAAACUUUUUUAAAUUUUGCAAUCGAAAAUGCUCCUCCGGAUAGUGACGUCUUAAUCUCAUGUCCAUGCAAGAAGUGUGUUAACUUUAAGAAAAUGUCUCUUGCUGAUGUAAGAGGACAUUUAUUUUUUAAUGGGAUAAAUCCAAACUAUAAAGAAUGGAGUUGGCAUGGGGAAUACGUACCUAGUCAGACUCCACAUUCUCGUAAGAAUGUUCGAUAUUCAAAUGAGAAUGACAUUGAUGAUUACCCUUUAGAAAUGGUGGAAGAUGCAUUUGAUAAUGAUUUUCUAGAUUGUCCUGAUGAAUUUGCCAAAAUUUUAGAGGAUGCAGAGAAACCAAUCUAUCCUGGUUCAAAAUUCUCAAAACUUUCUACGUUAGUAAAGUUGUAUAAUAUGAAGGCACGACAUGGAUGGAGUGAUGUUGGUUUUUUUGAUUUGAUUGCUUUUUUCAAAGAAGUCAUGCCGGAAGAAAAUGAAAUUCCAAUAUAUUUGUACGAGGCAAAGAAAACCUUAUCAACAUUGGGAAUGGAGUAUGAACAAAUACAUGCAUGUUCAAAUGACUGUAUUUUAUAUCGUAAGGAAUUUGCUGAAGCAAAUAAUUGUCUGGUGUGUAAGCGUUCAAGAUGGAAAUUGAAAAACAAUUCUAAAGAGGUGCGAAGUGGUAUUCCAGCAAAGGUGUUAUGGUAUAUUCCACCUAUCCCGCGAUUUAAGCGUUUGUUUAGAAACUAUAAUCACGAUAAAAAUUUGAUUUGGCAUGAGGAAGGCAGGAUAAAAGAUGGUAAUCUACGACAUGUGGCUGAUUCACCGGCUUGGAGAAAUGUUGAUGAUAAAUGGGAGAAAAUAAAAAAGGAUCCUAGAAACCUUCGGCUAGGCCUUUCUACCGAUGGUAUAAACCCACAUAGUUCUCUUAGUAGUUCAUAUAGUUGUUGGCCAAUCGUUCUCGUUGUUUAUAAUCUUCCUCCAUUAUUGGUUAUGAAAAGAAGAUAUACAAUGCUCACUCUAUUGAUAUCAGGACCUACACAACCUGGAAAUGAUAUAGACAUAUUCUUGGCUCCAUUAAUUGAUGAUUUAAAAAUAUUGUGGAAUGGAGUAGAAGGUUGUUAUGAUAGGUAA
Messenger RNA from Humulus lupulus (European hop), 1170 nucleotides. RefSeq lists its product as uncharacterized. The transcript has a single exon. NCBI's taxonomy places the organism in Eukaryota, Viridiplantae, Streptophyta, Magnoliopsida, Rosales, Cannabaceae. The record is from RefSeq and is a predicted model, not a curated record. The coding region runs from base 1 to 1170 and encodes 389 amino acids.